This is a messenger RNA of Pelobates fuscus (common spadefoot toad), 4431 nucleotides long. RefSeq names its product pleckstrin homology domain containing A5 (gene PLEKHA5). Gene Ontology annotation, cellular component: cytosol. The coding region runs from base 76 to 3849 and encodes 1257 amino acids. NCBI's taxonomy places the organism in Eukaryota, Metazoa, Chordata, Amphibia, Anura, Pelobatidae. The record is from RefSeq and is a predicted model, not a curated record. Gene Ontology annotation, molecular function: phosphatidylinositol-3-phosphate binding; phosphatidylinositol-5-phosphate binding; protein binding. The transcript is spliced from 30 exons.
GUUGCCCGCGGUGCUGUGAGCGCGCUGCGCGUGUUUCCCCGUAGUGAAUGCGCGCCCCCGGCGGCGGUGACAGACAUGGCGGCUGCUGCGGACUGGCUGAGCUCCCUGCCCGGCUCCUGGGGAUACGGCAUCACACAGGGCGGCCGGGUCUACUUCAUCAAUGAAGAGGCUAAGAGCACUACAUGGCUGCAUCCAGUUACUGGGGAAGCCGUACUUACCGGCCACAGGAAGACUCCAGAUUUGCCCACGGGAUGGGAGGAGGGGUACACGUUUGAAGGUGCCAGAUACUACAUCAAUCACAAUGAGCGGAAGGUGACCUGCAAACAUCCGGUGACCUCGCAGCCAUCUCAAGAUAACUGUAUCUUUGUGGUGAACGAUCACACGACUUCCACAAUGACCUCUCAGGAAAAGAAAGAUCGAACUGUGAGCAUGACAAGCGAUGCCUCAAAUUGCAAUGUGAUCUCCACUGCUGAUCCCACCAGCCCCCUGACCAGAUCCUCCCGAACGUCAGGAAAAGUUCAUAAUUUUGGCAAAAGAUCAAAUUCAAUAAAGCGAAAUCCAAAUGCCCCAGUCGCUAUGCGCAACUGGCUUUAUAAAAAGGCAAACUCUGGAAUGAAGUUGUGGAAGAAACGUUGGUUUGUGCUGUCAGAUCUCUGCUUGUUCUAUUACAGAGAUGAGAAGGAAGAGGGUGUGCUUGGCAGUAUCCUGUUGCCCAGUUUCCAGAUCUCUCUAGUGACCCCAGAGGAUCACAUUAACCGCAUGUUUGCCUUUAAGGCAUCGCACCCAAACAUGAGGACCUAUUAUUUCUGCACAGACACCAGCAGAGAGAUGGAACUCUGGGUAAAAGCCAUGACUGACGCCUCACUCGUGCAUUCUGAACCUACAAAAAAGUUGGAUCUUCUGAAGUUUGAGAAUCCAGCACCUCCAGAAAUGAAUCAUGUUCCCAACCACCGGCUAUUGAUCAGGCCAGAGGUGAUUAAUAAUCAAAAAAAUAAAGAGAUCAACAAAAAGGCCCAGGAAGCUGAGAAAUAUGGCUUCCAGAAAGAUGGCCAGGAUCGUCCCUUAACUAAAAUAAAUAGCGUUCGACAUCACCCUGGCUUCUCGGAUUACGAAAUUCUGGCGGCAAAUGCUGCGCGGUACCGAUCAGUGCAUGCAAAUGGGCCGGACAGUAGACACAUGGAGACUCAGGGCCACAUCUCCGAGACAGACGCCAUCGAUCACCAGAGGCUUCACAUUCUGAACACUGAGCCUGAAAGAGUCAUUCAGCGUACCAAUUCAAUGUUACAGCUGGAGCAGUGGAUCAGAGCACAGCGAGAAAAGGAACCCGAUGAGGAUGGCAGAGGUGUCAUGUCAUAUCAGACGUUGCCCAGGAACAUGCCUAGUUACCGUCCCCAAGUUCUGCCCCGCUACCCAGAAGGAUAUAGGACCUUGCCUCGAAAUCCCAAACCACGACCAGAAAGCCUCUGUAGCACUGCUGGGGUUGGCUAUGAUCGUACAGUGGUUCCAGCUAGUGUGGAGGAGAAACGGCGCUCUAUUCGGGAUGAUACCAUGUGGCAGUUAUAUGAAUGGCAGCAGAGACAGUUUUACAACAAGCAGACCACGCUGCGGCGACAUUCCUCCCUCACCAGCCCGAAAACAAUGAUCCACAUAUCCGAGCAGACGCUGCAUUCAAUCCCGCUGUCCCCAUCACAUGGCUCCAUAUCUGGCUAUCAUACUUAUUCCCCUCAUCGACCUUACAGAUCCGAGGUGUCCUCACCAGUUCAAAGAGGCGAUCUCACCAUUGACCGGAGGCAGAAGACUCUCCCCAAUAAGCACACGUUCCUUCCUGACAGGAGGUCAGUGCCAGCAGGAUUGUCUCUACAGCCAAUUACGCCUCAGCUUCUACAAGACAAAACUCCUGAGGAACUCACCCUCCUACUUAUCAAGCUGCGGAGGCAGCAAGCAGAGCUCAGUACCAUCCGGGAACACACGCUGGCUCAGCUCCUGCGUCUCAAACAACCAUCCAGCCCGAAGAAUGAGAUUCUGUCACGUCAUCUUCAAAGAAACCUCAUCUAUGUGGAUUACCAGAUGAAAGAGAACGAACCGUUAAUCUCCAUGGUUCACACCAUGAUUGAGAACUCUGCACUCAGACCCCAUCUCUACCAGCAAAUGUCACAAGAUGAUUGCAGAGCCCCUUAUAAAUACAGGUCUGAAGAGGUCGAUGUGGAUACCAAGCUAAGCCGACUCUGUGAACAGGAUAAAGUUGUACAAGCCCUGGAACAGAAACUACAGCAGCUACACAAGGAGAAAUACACACUGGAACAAGCACUGCUGUCUGCUAGCCAGGAGAUUGAAAUGAAUACAGAGAAUCCCGUAGCCAUCCAGAGUGUGGUGCUGCAGCGAGAUGAACUGCAGAGCGGUUUACUUAGUACAUGUCGAGAAGUUUCCCGUGCCACGGCAGAGUUGGAGAGAGCAUGGAGAGACUAUGAUAAAUUAGAGUAUGAUGUGACCACAGCAAGAAACCAAAUGCGGGAUCAGUUGGAUCGCCUCGGCGAGGUGCAGACCGAAUCAGCCGGCAUACAGCGUGCACAAAUGCAAAAGGAGAUCUGGAGGAUUCAGGAUGUUAUGGAGGGUCUUAGUAAACACAAGCAGCAGAGGAGAGACAUUGAAGCAGGUAACAGUGAUUCGGCAAUGUCUUCUUCAGGAAAGAGUCCUCAUGAGGAGAAGGAAAUAGCCCCGCCGCGUCCUCCACUGCCUCGCUCCUAUGACUUUUCAGAGCAGCCUCCCUCAGUUCCCCCCUUGCCCAGUGACGGCAGCUCCUUCUUGCUGUGUCAUAGCAGGGGCCCCGGGCACGUUCCUGAGGAGAAGACACCUCACCAUGUCCAAGUCUAUCACAGAAAUGGAUCCUAUAGUGGGCCUGAUUACCGGUUGUAUAAAAGUGAGCCAGAACUUUCUACUGUGGCUGAAGUGGACGAGUCAAAUGGCGAUGAUCGCAUUGACAACUCUCUGGAUAUAGAAACUUCUGGAGCCAAAGGUUCCCACUUUCCGGUGGGCAUUGUACCUCCACGGACGAAGUCCCCCCCUCUUGAAUCCACAACAAUUGCAUCCUAUGUUACUUUGCGCAAGAACAAGAAGCUGGAGUCCAAAGCGGAUCGACCACGGAGUGCGGUGGAACACCUUUGUAUUACGGAUAGCAGCAGACCCAGAAUGACACUGGAGGAACAGCUAGAGCGAAUGAAACGGCACCAACAGGCGUGCCUCAAAGAGAAGAGAAAGGGAUUAAACUUCUUGGGAAGCUCAGAACAGUCCCCGUCGCCAAGCAAUGCCUUCUCCAGGGAGAACUCGUUAAGGCUGCUACAAACUCGCAAGAGAGAAGAAACUAUAUUUAGUAAUAUUCAAGAUAUCGAGAAUGCUGUACGAGAGGAGAAUCUGCAAAUGCGGGAAUCUCCUGCGCAGGAAAUAAUCAGACUAAAGGAAGCUGCAAGCACGGUGUGCAGUAAAGAGACGUUAAUGGUGCAGGAAGAAGACUCUGUGGGUCUAGAGACGUGUCCUGAACCUGAAGCCAAAGAGGAGAGAACAGAGGACGCACUUGGACAGACAGAUUCUGAAGAUGCUGUGCAGGUUUUGGGAGGGAACAGUAUCGAAGUUACAAACCACAAACCUGAUAACAGCCAAAGCAAGAUGGCCGCUGCCAACGGGGAAAAGGAGCACACCGGCAUCCUAUUUUCAUAUGAGUUCUCUACGGACACUUUACGAAGACAUGUGUCUCUAGAUGCUAGGAACCUGACGUCUCUCCCAGAACCUCCCACGUUAGCAGCUCCUCCGGCACAGCCACAGCUCACAGAGGGCUCCCAUUUCAUGUGUGUGUAAGGGAACUCCCAUUUUUAGCAAUAUUUGAGGAUGUGGUUGCAUCAGAGAAGAUUCUGUACAGUUUUUUUAACGCAAUCACAAACCACAGAGAACGAACGCUGCGUCUUUUGACUGCUUGCUGCUACUGUUUUCUUGCACAUGAAGAUAUUUUUAGAGCCAAAAUCUGAAUUUAUUUGCCGAUCACGAACGUUGUCUGCUUUCAUUUAUCAUCACGGGUUGCCCUGAACUAUUUUACAUUAUCCAUGUUUAACACUUUCAGAACACUACGGUACUUUAUUUUCCACUUGAUAUGUAAAAUAUAUAUUUAUAUUUAAUAUGUGCCAUUUUAUCAUAGGAUAUUCUAAAUUUUUGCUGUUAUUUUUAUGGUCAUUUUGCAGUGUAAACUGUUACUGCCACAGCAUUCAGAAACAAAAAAAUAUAUAUAUUAGUCUAUACGAUUCUUCCAGGGCAGGUUUGUACAGCAAUAAGCAGGCUCUUAACGAUGGUACGUUAAUGUACAGCUGUAAGCUAGAUUUAUUGUAAAUGUGCGCCAUCAGAUCUCAUUCCUUUUAUAACAAGCCAAAUAAAUGUGAUGUUGUUUAA